Stomoxys calcitrans (stable fly) is the source of this 1299-nucleotide messenger RNA. RefSeq lists its product as uncharacterized. The record is from RefSeq and is a predicted model, not a curated record. NCBI's taxonomy places the organism in Eukaryota, Metazoa, Arthropoda, Insecta, Diptera, Muscidae. The transcript has 5 exons. Bases 13 to 1299 code for a protein of 428 amino acids.
UGGAUUUAAAAGAUGGUCUUAAGCUUGCCUAAAAUAUUGGGGAGUUGGAUGCUCAUUGCCGCAAUGUUGUCAUGUGCAAGUGGUAAUGCCAAAUGUUUCCAAUGCUCUUCUGCGGAUAAUAGCAACUGUCUGGAUUACAGCAAUCUUCAUUCAAAGGAUUGUGCCAAUGACUCGGGGAUUGACAAAUGUUUUACUCGAAAUGACGAUGGCAUCAUAAGUCGGGGAUGUCUUAUGAAAUCAGAAGAAUGUCCUGUUGAUAUAUGUAAGUCAUGCUCAGCUAAUGCAGAGCAUGCAUGCAACAGCCACAAUAUUUGUCAAAAAUGUUCCACGAACGAUCCUAACUGCUCGCAACAGAAAUUGUUCAAUGCUAAGUACAAUGAAAUCUGUGAAUCUUCCGCAACCGAAUGUUUUGUUAAUGUCAAAGACAAAAGGGUUGAAAGGCGUUGCGCUACAACGGAAGAUAAAUGUGAUGCAACUUCGAAAACCUGUCGGAAAACACCUUUGGGUAAUUCAAAUUUUGGAAUUUUUCCCACCAGACGCCUUCUAUGCCACCAAUGUGCUGGUGCUGAAUGUGUAGAUGUUGCAACAAUAAAUUCCGAGAUAAAACCAUGCGGCAACUAUGUGGAUGAUGACAAAUGCUACAUCUUUGCCGAAAGUUCCACACUUAUGGUACGUGGCUGCAAAUCCGAUGACAAUUCGAAAUGUGCCUCUGGUCAUGAGGAAGGUUGUUUUGUGUGUAACACGGAUUACUGCAACAAUUCAGGCUACGAAAAGAUGCAAAAAUUAAAAUGCAUUCAAUGUGAAGGACCCACAUGCCUAAGGCAUUACCAACCUGAGGAAGCUAAAGAGUGUAAGGAGAAGAUCCUUUACAAUGGUGAGGAACAAUGCUUCACUAUGACCACCACAAAGUCAGGGGCCAUUCGCAGAGGUUGUUGGUAUAACAUUGCCGAUGCCUUAAAGGCUGAAUGUACUAAAACUGGAACUUUGUGUAAAAAAUGCAAUUCAGGUGAUGGCUGUAAUGGGGCAGCUAUAGAAAAUCCUUUCACGUGUCUAGUUUGCCGCAGUGACAUUGACAAGAGUUGUUGGAAUAGGUCAGCUCAAUUGAAGGGGAAAAAGUGCAGAACUGGUGAGGGAACGAAAGAGCAAGGAUGUUUUCAUGGAAUAUGGAACGGCGUUGCUAUUCGAGGCUGCAUGAUGGAUGCCGAUGAAAAAACUAAAGCAACCUGUUUGGAUGCUACUAACCAACAGUGUCGCACAUGUUACCAAAUAUUAUUAAUUAAACAAAGCUCGCCCAGAUAA